GACGCGGGGGUGUGAGGAAGUGCUGUUCCUCCGCUCGGACCGCAUAACGUUGCGCUCGGUCUUGGUAUUUUACAGUUUGUUCUAACGGUGCUCAGCAACACUCCUAGCGGCAUUGAAUAGCAGCUGAGACGUCCUGCGAGCGCCUACAGUUUAACCGUUUAUACGUAUGCGAGGCAGAAGCAUAUAUUUAGUGAGUAAAUAAAGUGAAAUUCCAAGCGUCUCGUGACAAUAGAGACGAAACUCAUUUCCUUCAGUGUUGACAGCGAUAAACUGCAGAAGUGACUCGAGUGAACAAUCUAGACACCAAGCUUUCCAGGCGAAGUGUCUGGCGAAGCGUCCGGGUCGCCACAGAAAGCAGGGGCUCGGCUGUGCUUAGGGAAGCGGAAAGCCUAAGACAAUUAGGAAAGUACUCCUUCCAACUUCUCCGCCACGAGAAACGGACAGUGUGUAACAGUGUAUUGCCUUAAUACAUCAGUGACUGAACGAAGUGUGUACGUACGUGGCGAGCAGGUGGGUCACAAGUUGCCAGAGGAUGUGGACGUCGGAAUAGAUAAGCUUUGGCUGGACCAGUGCUUCUCCGGAGUACCGAGGCAGCACCAGGACACGUCAGCGAGGGGUUGGGUUCCUUCGAGACGUCACUGUGGCCACCGGCUGAGGAGGGCGGCUCGGGAGAAACGGCCAGCUCGAAAUCGGCUCAAGUGUGGUUCUGAUCCGAUCCAGUUAUGAAACCACUUCCCACAAAGUGAUAUUGGGAAGUGAGAGGAAUUGGUCAACUGUGAAAUGCCUUUUGGCGAGCCUGAUUCUGUGAGACUCAAGGAAAUACAAAGUGUUCCUAAAUGCAAGAGCGAAUAAGUUCAGGAAAAGUUACGGCAGCUCGCACGCCCCUCGGACCAACCACCAGGAUGCGCGGCACAGGACUGGUGGGGGGAGGCUACUGGGGUGGGGGGGCGACCGUGGAGGACGAGGAGGUGGACGUCGAGGCCCAGUUCGCAGCCAUCACGCCGGGCACCCAGCACGCGGCGCAGCGCAGGGCGGGUGAGGCUGAAAAUGGCGGCGAAGGCAGCGGUUCCGACUCCCAGAGUGAGAGCGGAAUCAGCAGCAGCGGCGGCAGCAGCAUGAGCGUCGCCGGCAGAAAACGGAAGAAGACCAACCUGAGCGGGUCGACGGGGCCGUCGAGGCGCGGCAAAAAGAGAAGGUCCGGGAUUUCAGCCAGAGAGAGAAACCUGCGGCGGCUGGAGAGCAAUGAGAGGGAGCGGAUGAGGAUGCACUCGCUCAACAAGGCUUUCCAGGAGCUGCGCGAAGUCAUUCCCCACGUGAAGAUGGACCGACGGCUGAGUAAAAUCGAGACCUUAACUCUGGCGAAGCAUUACAUUAUGGCCUUGACCAACACCGUUUGUGAUAUGAGAGGCGACGAGAAACCUUACAAAUUUUUAGAUGCUUUCGUUAACCAAGAUGACAACCCGAAUGACGACAUUGGAGAAGACGCGGAGGACGAUGAAGAGGACGAAGACGAGGAAGAGGAAGAAAUGGAAGAAAUCAAUAACAAUGAAACUACACCCGUGUACUAGCAGCAAAGCGCCCAGAUUCCGUUGGAAACCCAAGCCAGCUGCGUCCCACGGGAGCCGCAGUCGGUCCGAUGGCUUACGGUUUCUCAGUCAUUAUGAAGGGAAUUGGAAAUACUGCGGGGUCGGGGCAUGGCAGUCCCCGUCACACACGAUGAUUAUCUUUCACUCGGGACCAAGCAUUCCAUGUUACAAUGUUUUGUUGAAUGUAAUUAAGUAUGUUGAUGUAACUCUCGUGCCCCGACCCCAGUCCGAAAAUGUGCUUAGGUAAAUUAAUUAAAUAUUUAUAUAAUAUGGUUCUUCUGUUAAAUGUGGUUGCUGUUGAAUACACACGAGGAUUUUGUGGCAGAAGAUUGCAAAACACGCGUGACAUCCAUCUAACAGAAAGUGAUGCAGUGGACCAUGGCAAUUGUGCAAUACGGAUACUCAAGGUACCAAAUACUUUUCACACUUCGAAAGCAGUGACAUCGUGUACCACAAGUUCUCUCAUUUUUAACUUCCUGCACAAAUAUGAAAUAUAGUAGGAUAUCAAACGACUGAGAACAGCACUAAAACACGUCCUACUUCUACGAGAGAUACACCACGAAUGAAAAUAUAUAUAUAUAUAUAGUGAGGCAGUGUCACAUUGUAGAAAUAAUGUUGUGAAUCAAAACUGUUGUCCAAACCCCCCAAGAGUGAGCUCUAGUGAUUGUGAGGUGAAUAUGGUUUGAGAUGUAGUGCUGCUACAUGGUUUAACUUAGUGUAUUUCUUUCGAUCCACUGUCAACUAAGAGAAAACCAGAGAAAACACUUAGUUAAGGAAUAAAGAUGAAAGAUUUUUUCUCAGAAAGGAAGAGAAGAAAAUGCGAUGAAUAGCAAAGUAUAUUAAUUUUGGCUGAUAUUCAGUUCAUCAUUGGAAGCUAUCGCAGGCUGCUCAAGUAGAGUUCAUUCAACAAGCAACGUCUUCCAUGAUUCCUUCCACAAACAGGCCCUUACAGUUUUCGACGGAUCCAUGCUGCUGCUGUUUUCAGUAGCGAGCAAGAUAUUUUGGGACAUUUCUCCUAAUACAAUUUAAAUCAUACAAUGCAUCGUAAUGAACAUGAUGACCUGAAUAUCCAAUUUACUUUUUGUACAGUUUCCUUCACUUCUUAUUUACCAGCCAUGACGUAGGUCCUGUUUGGCAGUUUAAUUUGUCACUGAGGACCAAGUUACUUGUAAUUCAUUCCUUUAAUUUUUAAUAGCACUGCAUCACAGAUCUUAUUUUUAUUUUGCUGUACUGUAUUAUGCAGUGGACUGUAUAGAGUUAUGGAAAAUUUAAAGGGAUUUCUUUGUCAAUGGUAGUGUGAAUAACUUUGAUAUUGUGUUUUGUUUUUUAAAUAUUUUUGAUGGCUGCAAAAUGUUCCAUGGUCAAUCUUAGGCAAAAUUGCAGAUCCGUCUGUAGCAAAACCCACUUUCAUGAAAUGGGUGAAUUAAUUCAAAUGAAGUGUACUACAAAAGAAAGCAAUCUGAUAUGCAUAAGUUCACAAUUCUGCCUUUUAACUGCAACAUAUGCACCAUCAAAGCACUGUAUCAAGUAGUAGAAUUCUUCAAGCAGUUUGAAAAUGUGCCUUACCGAUUUUUGUAUCCCAUGUCCGUUUGCCUCUUCACUGGUUGUGGGAGAUAUGCCUUUUGAAGUAUUAUGCUUUGUAGCAAACAAAUCUGCCUUUUUUUUUUUACAUGGUUGGCCUAUAGAAUAUUAUUCUGGUUAACUAGUUUCAGAAUAGCAUACGUGAGGGGUCUUUUGAAGUUGUAAUUUAAAUCGAUCAUUGACAUGGUAUAUCAGAAUAAAAUUAUAAUUUUGUGUAUCUGGCCUUAGGUAUAUGGUUAUAGUUUCCCAUUCAAUUCAUCUCAGUCAGUCAUUCCAUUUUUCAUCACAUCAUUUAUUUUCUCUUAGGUUCUGCUCAUUCCUUCCUUCAUUUCUGAAUGAUAAAGCAUAGCUGAAAUUGCCCUUCUAAAUUUCUAAAUCAUCACUGCAUGACAAUUGGACCACUUAACUAUGAAAGUCACAGGCCAAUAUCAUUGCAAGCUCAAAGUUUUCAAAGUUUGACCCUUGUUUAGUCAUAAAUCCUUUUAAAAUGUUGACAAAUGGUGCCUUAGGAAAACCUUUUUUUAUACUUAAUGUGUGCACACAAUAUCAUGACAGUAUUAAGUAGCUUCACACUAAAUCUUGCUCCUUCCAAAUCCACCUGCUUAGCAAUUGUAUCCAGCUUGAAUAAUGAGUUUUGUUUUCAUAUUUAAUUUUCAGCAUGAGUGGGAAAAUGUGCACAUAGAGAGUUCUUACAAGUGAAACAAUUUCCAGUAAACCCUGUUAAAAUCCAAAUUUGGUGGAAGGCAUAUAUUCUUUAUUUUAUUCAAAUUUAUCAAAUGCUCUGUAUCAUGUCUGGAAAAAGUAUGGGUCUGAACUUGGAAAUUGGACAGUCAUUGUAUAUGAGAGUAAUAUAUAUUUUAUUGUUUAUGUUCUUUGCCUUAUGGACUACCAAAGAUUGAACAUAGAAAAAUUAUAGCCAUUUGUUAGAAAUGCUGGAUAAUCCAUGUAUGUAUAUUGUACUUUCCAUUUAUUGCACAGUAAAUUUGAAGCAAUGCAAAAAAUGGUCAUGAAGGCAGAGACAGUAUUGCAAAGUUAAUAUAUUGCAGAUAUUUUUAUCUUUAUAAUAAAAUUUAUUGUAAGAGGUAAUAA
Molecule: messenger RNA, 4256 nt
Organism: Penaeus indicus
Lineage: Eukaryota; Metazoa; Arthropoda; Malacostraca; Decapoda; Penaeidae
Product: protein dimmed-like
Exons: 5
Coding region: 837-1568 (243 amino acids)
Biological process (GO): sensory organ development; axon development; positive regulation of transcription by RNA polymerase II
Cellular component (GO): nucleus
Molecular function (GO): E-box binding; protein dimerization activity; DNA-binding transcription factor activity, RNA polymerase II-specific
Source: RefSeq, a predicted model, not a curated record